Marmota monax (woodchuck) is the source of this 7235-nucleotide messenger RNA. RefSeq names its product spermatogenesis-associated protein 31D1. Lineage: Eukaryota; Metazoa; Chordata; Mammalia; Rodentia; Sciuridae. The transcript is spliced from 2 exons. The record is from RefSeq and is a predicted model, not a curated record. Bases 2824 to 6981 code for a protein of 1385 amino acids.
CAAAAGUUUUGCUUGAAUCAUGUAUGAUAGGCAGUUGAUUUUCCAUUAGUAGUAGGGUGCUUAUAUAGCACAGAUCUUAAUAGCUUUUUUCAUGGCAAGACACUCUUAUUUUCUUAGGAAAAUAUCAAAAUUAUGUGUCCCACAAGGGUAAUGCUCUUCAAGACUAGAAUCUGCCCUAAGGUUCUGACAUUUUAGGUGGCUCCCUGCCACCAAGGACUGAGGGUUCAAUUCCUUAGCACACCAUAACCUCUUCCUGGUUUGAGAAAGUCAUAUAAGCAUUAUGAAAUUGAUAUGGAGGCAGGGAAUAUUUGAAUUUCAGGUAGCUAGAAGCAAGUUAGAUCAAAAUAAUGAAUGAAGAAUUGAAAAAAAAAUGAGAAGAUGGUUGAUUAUCAGAUUUGAAAACACUGGAUCAAUUUAUCAGGGGGCGGGAAAUAGAGCACAUCCAACAGUCUUUGUUAUGUUUAAUCUUCACUACUUCAGAAAAAAAACAAGCGUUAUAAACUUAUUUCCAAGAUCACUUGAAGUUUCAAUUUUAUUUAGAUUUUUUUAUGUUUAUUUUUGUUUCACAGUGUUGACUAACAAAUUAUUAGUUUUAAUGAGAGUGAGCCACUGUGAUUGAAGACACUACAGGCUGAUUGAAACAAAAAUUUGCUACUGAAACUUAUAAAACUACAUAAGUAUGAAAGAACGUUAAGUUAGAGUAAAGCAAAAGCUUUCUGUAGAUAAGAUAGAUUUAAGGAUGUAAGUGACCCAAGAGUGUAAAUGUCUUGGUACAAGCAAAAAUUCCAGGCAGUGUAUGUCAGAUUUUCAAGGCAGUGGAAUUGGUGGGGUGUAAGUCAAGGGAUCCAAACAGUAAAAAGGGACUCAUGUAAAACAUCUUGGUUACACAUGAAACAAACAGGAAUGCUCCCUGAGAUAAUGAAGGCAUGAUAUGAGGAAAGAGUCGAGUGGGAAAUGGAACAACAGACCUGAGCAGAGGGAUCUGCUGGCUGGUGGGCAGGUGGAGGAGGGGCACAACCUCCUCAAGUCUUCUCUCCCACCCUCAGAAUCCUUUCCCUUUGUGACUCUUCAAUGGUGUGUGAUGCAAGCCUGGAGAUACAGAGAAGCCCAGGCACCCUCAGAACUCAUUUGCCUUAGGCAACCGAGCAAUUCAGAGGAUGAAGAAUGUUUUCUCUUUGCUGAAUAGCCAUACUGAACCAUGGUUGAUCUUGGUUCAAUUCUUUGGGAUAUUGAUCCCAAAAGUACCAUUUUGAGUGGGUUGGUGUUGCUUUUUCUAUACCUGUCCUUUCAGGUAUUGAAACGAUUUUCACCAACACUCGAGAAAAAUAAAGCCAUCCAGAAGAAGGUAAGGAAGCAGAGUGAACUCCCAAGGGAGUUUCUUGAUUUUGUCAAAUGUGAAAUGUUUUGUGAAAUGUCAAAUGUGAUAUGUUAUUUCCAUUCUCGCAUUACUAAAUGUUUGCUUGGCUCAAAGAAGAUGUGACUUGGGAAGUCUGAGGACAAGAUAGAACUUCACUCUUUAGGGAAAGAAGUCAGAGGUUCAGGAAGGACUAAGGUUUCCAUCUGAAGCUCACAAACUAUCUUUUGGGGUGUGAUGGAGGGUUCCAGAUUGGUUUGGAUAGAGAGUGUGGCUUCUCUGAAGGGGACGGGUUUCUUCUGACUAGAUUCUGAGUCUCAUUCCCAUGUCAGAUGUGCUUCACCCAGCCUUCAUAUUGGGCUGAUCAGAACAGCAGUGCUGACCUCGGAGUACAGUCUGUAGCCUGAGCUCUGCCCCAGGACACAGGGUUCCCUGGGGGAGCCCAGACGUGACUGUUGGCCUCAGAUUCUAUGCCCUCCUUCCGCAGAGGGUUUAAGACCAUCAAAUGUGGAAUCUCACAGACAAAAAUGUCCUUUGAAAUUAUCAAAGAAGUAAAAAAUUGAAAAUAUUUCAUUGCCCUUCAAGAUUAAUAAAAGGAAGGAAUACAAUUUCUACUAAUUAAAAAUGAAGAGUUGUCCAAUUCUUGCCUAAUGAAUGUCUAAGCUUGUUAACAAAAGGAGUAAAAGAAAUGAGCCCCAGCCCCUCAUUCUUUUCUUUUUGUUUUCAGCGUCAGGGAACAAAGAGAAGGAGAAAUGGAGUAUCUAAAGGUAAGGUUCUGCCUGUUCAACCUGAGCUCUAUAAGGGUGAACUUUCCUAUCUCCCUACAGCUCCAUGAUCUUGGAGGAUGUCAGUUUCUAGGUGCAGUCUCUCUCAGGAAACAGGGUCUCAGAGGAGAGGCUCAGGAGAAGGCAGUGAGACCUGAGAGAUUCCUCAGAGUCCCUGCCCUGCCCACCCUUCCUUGGGUGUGAAUGAAGUAGUGAUGGACCUGGGCCUUGGACAUUUACUGCCAAGUAGGGGCCCUGUGAGAUGUCCAAAGACCCCUGAUUGUCUUGGAGUCAGAAUUUCUGUCUGGUGACAUGGUGUAAACUACUUUAAUUCUUGGCUGAUUAGAUUCAUCCUGAGUUAGCGACUGAUCCUUGUGCUUCAGGUGGUGGUUUUGAGCAGCAUGUAGGAUGGUACAGGUGAAAGUACUUUCUAAAUGGAACCACAUAUACCUGUGAACCUUCUUACUAUUAUCCCUGACACUUAUGACCUUAUCUGCAGAUUUUUAGGGCUUUCUGACUUUAAUAUCCUGUUUCCUGUAAAAACUCCUGAAUGAUAACCUGUGUUUUCACCUUUACUAUAUAUAACCAACUGUCCUGGUUUUCCAGGUCGGAGAACUUGCCGGAGAGAAGUAGAGGAGUGGAGGAAGCUGCUUUCUAGUCUGAAAAGGUGAUUAGUCAUUUCCCUUUACUGAUUCCUUUCCUAGCAUGCUUUAUUCAGUCCCCCAGGCAUUCUUCGAAACAUGCCCUAAUCACAGGAGGGAUAGCCAUAGCCAUGGGUACGUGAAUAAAGAACUUGGGAGGGGAGGGUAUUGUGAGGUCAUAGAUGUGUGGAAUGUAGAGCAGGUAGCGGGCUCCCCACCACCCAUAGAACUGCAGAUCUUGCUUCCCUUGUACUGGUUCUGGUUACAGCUUUGGCUUUCUUUCUCUUACAGUCCCAUGAGCCAGAAUAAUGAUUUCCUCCACUUUCUGCAACUGUUAUGUAAAUGCCCGCUCUGUGGGGUGUAUAACAGAACAGGAGCUAAGGUCAGUCAACUGAUCUGUAAGGCGUUCUUGGAAAAUGCUCUUAAUUCUGUGUCCCGUGUGUCUUCCGUGACGUCUGUGAGAGAGUCAUCAGUUUUUUGGUCCGCUGUUGUCUCUGCAAUCCCUCUGGGAGCUUCAGUUUCAACUCCUUUAACUGAGCCAACUCUAUUUCCUUCCUCUAUUCGUUCACCUGACCAAAUUACCCCUUUAAUGGACCUACCUGGACCCUCAUUACUGGGUGACUCUCUGCCACCAGAGCCUUCUCCCUUGAGUUCAAAAUUGCCAGUGGAUCAUAUCCCACCUCAACCAUCUGUUCCAACUCCUCCCCCACCUGUUCCAACCCUUCCCCCACCAACUGACAGUCAAGAAGCAAAACCUGUUCUCCAACCAGAAGCCCCUUUGUCUCUGGUGGAUAGCCCUGAUGGGUUGUCUACUAAUGUCCCAACAACCACAUGCACUGACAGUGCAAGCCUUCCAGUGUCAGAGUUCUCUGGAAACCAGUCUCAUGCUGAAAACUUGUCUCCAUCUAAAUUGGAGCACUCUGAUGAUGACAAAAACCUCCUCGACCUCCAUCCUCCUGAGGCCUCUUUUGAGAGUGAUACUACAGCCAUCCUUGUAGAGCACGGAAACCUCUCAUUUCUAUGCCCUGAUGUCUUGGCCCUUCUGGAGAGACAUAUAAAAAAGAAGGGUGGUUUCCUGAUGCAGAACAAAAAGAAAAAGGAAAAAAAAUCUUUUCCAAAAGAACUUAAGCCAGACGACCAAUUGAAUUCUUCAGGGAAAAGGUUAGAGUCAGUUGCUGAGCAACAGGACUCACCUGUCUCCCUUCCUUUACAGAGCAGUGAAGGCAAAUCAGAGGGAUUGCAGGUAGACCACCAGUCCUCAGAUCCUAAGACCUUUGAGGAUAACUUACCUAAAAAAUGUACCCAAUUCUUCUAUGGUCUCCCAUCUUUGCAUAGUGAGUCCUUGAAAUCUAUAGUUCCCGUCUCAGGUGACUGUUCAACCUAUGUCUGCUUCAAUUCAAUGCCCACUUUCUUUGAAGCCCCUGAAUCUCUAGUUCUACCCCCUCCCCCAACUCUGUCCUUGCCUGAGAUCCAAUCUCAACCCUUGACCCAAGCACUGUGCCAAUCUCCUGUCCCACCCCAGGACCAGCUUCAAUUCUCGGUCCCUACCUUGUCACCACCCAUUUCAUCUCAGGUUAGUGAUGGUGGAGUGAGGAUUCAUAGAUUCCAGGAUGAGGUACACUCUCUCAUGCCAUCCAAAAUUCAUGACUUGGAAUAUAAUGUAUUAGAGAAAGGACAGGAAAGUUUGUGGGGUUUACCCUCUGUGGUUCAAAAAUCCAAGGAAGAGUUUUGUCCUGCAGCUCCCAGUGUUUUAUCUGAUUGUCGGUCCUCCAAGGCUUAUGCUCCAACAACCAUCAUUCCGGGAGAUUUUCCCCUCAAAAAAGAGCUUCGGAAGAAGCUAGAGCACCACCUUCGGAAAAGGCUUAUUCAACACCAGUGGGGUCUGCCCUGCAGAGUCCUUGAGUGUCUGUCAAGGAUGAGUCCUGAAACAGAAAUUUCCGAAAUAUCUGAGUCAAAGUCCACUUACGGACUUUCAUGGAUCUCUUUGUUUAAGGGUCAAAGUAGCAAAGAUUUACAAUUGAGCCAUCCCAGAAGUUUCCAUGAGAAGAGCUCAGAAUUACUUCCACUAGAGGAGAGAAUGAAGAAAGUAAAUAGUCUAGAGAUUGGCACAAAAGAUGAUCCAUUGAGUGACUCAGAGGGGGCUCCAGAUAAUGAUCUGGACUCUGACUUUAAGACAAACCUAAAAAACGAAUUGAAUAGUCUUUUUGGAAAAAAAUCAAAGAUCUCAGAGGAGAGCUCAGUUCAGAAACAACUGACAGAAGCCCUAGAAAUACAUUUGAGCAAGAAAUUUGAGGAAAUCCAUGUGUGUCAGAUGCCUGGCACCGUGAAUAGAUCAUUGCAUUCUAUGGAGCCAGUAUUGAUUAGUCCUGAGAAAUCCCUUAGCCAAACGAAACACAGAGAUUUGGUACCACUGGUGUGUAAGGACAAGGGCCUCAAUACCUCCCAGGAUAUAUCCUUCCUUGGUUCCAACAAACAAAAGAUCUUGGAAGACCAUAUUAAACUGUUCCAUAAGAGGAUGAUGUGUGGGCUUCCUCAAAAGGUCCAGGAAUCCAUAGACAUCUUCAAAAUGAAAGGAACCCCAUCCUGGUCCUCAGUUCGCUCCAACAUUUCCUCCUCAUCCAGUCUUACUUCUGGCAAGUAUUCCAAAAUUGGGGUCUCCAAGCCCCUUAAAGAAAGCAUUAGUACUUUUCACGUAAAUAAGGUGGGAACAAUAAUUUCAGGCCCUACUCUAGAUCAUCCUCUUUCUGCCACUUCACCUGUGAGCAAGGAAAAUAAGAGGGCCCUAACACAUUCACCCUCUCACACCAACCCUGAGCUUACAGAGAAUGUCAAGGCAAUUGAGGGUGACAGACGGGCUUCGUUGCCCUUCCCACACAGUGACAAAGAUAAAGACAGUCAGAAACAGACUGUAAUAGCCAAUAAAUGCAGCCCAAAGUUGCCCACAAAGCAGGCUGGGGCCAGACCCAAAUCAUGGAAUAAGGGAGUGAGUCCCAGCAAUAGUAUAGAAAAUAUCCAGAGAAAAAUGAUUAAGAAUUUAAAAUAUUUUCCCAUGUCUAACAAGUCCAGGGAGAUAUUCAAGGCAAAGGAGCUCUGUGCUAUUCGAUCACAGUCUACGAACAGCCUGACGACCACAGAGUCAGAAAGCUCCUCAGUGACAGAUAUGAAUAUGAGUAAAGUUGAAUCAACUCUAACCAUUGAAGGGCCCCCAGAAGGAAUAUCAGUUCUCAAAGAUUCCGAAUCAUUAGAUCUUAAAAAUCAGUUGCUUAAUGAGUUGAAGAUGAAAAUCGAGAGCAGGGAGCGGGGCCUGGUUCCAGCCUUUUCUACUGAGUUGUCUCUGGCCUUAGAUAAGUUGACUUCCAAGACCCUGGCUUCCAAGACCUUAGCUUCCAAAACCUUGACUUGCAAGACCUUGACUUCCUUCACUCAUUUUCAUAGUGCCUCUAGUGGGGACAUGGCAGCUCCCCAGGUGCUACAAGCCCAAUGUGACAACAGAGGGAUCAACAUAGAGCAGGGGCAAGAACACUGGAUCCCUACACAUGUCUUAUGCAAGUGUCAGGACAAGAAUGUACCCUUAGCAUCAAAAAGGGUGUGCCCUCUGGUACCCCAAACAGGCAAGUUUUGUGGAGGGGAUACAGGGUUGGUGACACGCCAACCUAGAGGGAAGCUCCCCCACCCUCAAGACAGAACACUAAAGGAGGCACUUGGGAGCAAGUCCUCCUCAGCCCCAUCACUGAAGGGACAGCCUUCUAAAAGCCAGUUCAAACACUUUUUUCAAAGGCUUUAUCUUGGUAUAAAAGGCAAAGGGCAAGAAGGUUCUCUGGAAAAGGGCAGCUCUUCAUCAUCUGUGCAAGGCAGAAACCCAGCUAAGAAGAGAGCUGCCUUUACUGGGAAUACUGAAGCUCAGAAAAUCAUGACAGACAUUGGGAUCCUAGAGGAGAAACUAGCAGGUCGGCAUGGAGUAGAGGCCACCGCCCCACAAAAGCCUCUUUCCACCCCCAUGAGGCCUGGGAAAAUUCAGCACAAGACUGGAUUGCCGAUUCAGGCAGAACCCAUCCAGAAACAUGACUUCAAUGUCAAUACUCCCUGUGCUAAGGUGCCAAGUGCCAAAUCUUGCAGCCACGAAGUUGGCUUUGCUGGUCAGUGGUAUCGUAUAGGGAAUAAUAAAUGGGUCAUGGACAGGGGCAGACAGCCCCAGAAAAGUGUACCGUACAGGACAAGAUAAUAUGUCAGAAGCAUCACCCAUCCAUGCCGCACAAGGAACCCUUGCCCCAUCUGAAUACUACAUGCAAAUAUAGAGUUGGUCAGGUGGCUCCAGCUGCUGCUCCUUUUGCUAAAGGCACUGUGUUGGGAGAGUUGUCCCUAUUGUUCAAACAGAAAAUGCUUCUCCAGAAUUUUCAGAAAGAAAAUUUUCUUCCCCCCAAAUAAUUUAUCCCUUUUUGAGAAUACUGAUUUUCCCCAAUAAAUUUUCUAACAAUA